GGCUGCUGCCGAGACUCCAGAGAGAGGGAGAUGUCAGAGGCUGCGCUGCGCCCUCCCUUCAGUAGCACUGGUGGGGUUCAGCAGCCAGCAUGGCCACAGCUGCCUCCAGCCCCUACACUAUGCUCAGCUCCAGCCCCAUGAUCCACCCGGACAGCCAGGCCAUGCAGCCUGCUAGCCCCUACAGAGGACACCAGAAACUGCUGCAGAGUGACUAUCUGCAAAGCGUCCAGAGCAACGGUCACCCCCUCGGGCACCAGUGGGCGAGCAGUUUGGCUGAGGGCAGCCCCUGGUCGGCCUCCAUGGAGCAGCAGGACGUCAAACCGGGCCGGGAGGACCUGCAGCUCGGCAUCAUCCACCAUCGUUCCCCGCACGUAGCGCAUCACUCCCCUCAUCACAACAACAACCACGGCAACCACCCGGGAGCGUGGGGCACCCCGGUGUCCCACAACUCCUCCAUCACCAGCGGGCAGCAGAUCAACAUCUACACCCAGACAGGCUUCACUGUCAACGGCAUGCUGGAGCACGGCGGCCUCACACCUCCACCCAACGCGCAGGGCCAAGGCAUGCACCCGGGCCUCAGGGACACGCUGAGCCCCGAGCACAGCGAUCUGGGCGGCCACCACUGCCACGACCAUUCCGACGAGGAAACGCCGACUUCGGACGAGCUGGAGCACUUUGCCAAGCAGUUCAAGCAGCGGCGGAUCAAGCUGGGCUUUACGCAGGCGGAUGUGGGUUUGGCUCUGGGCACGCUGUACGGGAACGUCUUUUCCCAAACCACCAUCUGCAGGUUCGAGGCUCUGCAGCUGAGCUUUAAAAACAUGUGCAAACUAAAGCCGCUGCUGAACAAGUGGCUGGAGGAGGCGGACUCGUCCACGGGCAGCGCGAGCAGUAUAGACAAGAUAGCAGCUCAGGGGAGGAAGAGGAAGAAGAGGACCUCCAUCGAGGUCAGUGUCAAAGGGGUUCUGGAGACGCACUUCCUCAAGUGUCCCAAACCGUCCGCGCAGGAGAUCUCCUCGUUGGCGGACACGCUCCAGCUGGAGAAGGAGGUGGUGCGCGUGUGGUUCUGCAACCGGAGGCAGAAAGAGAAGCGAAUGACACCGCCGGGAGAACCGCCUCCGCACGAGGGACCGUAUUCUCACAGCGGGAGCGCAGGAGACGCCUCCUCCUGCCACGAUCUCUGACCGGAGCAGCGAGAGGAGGCGCACGGGGCGCGCACAGACUGCACCCACCUCCAAGCACUGAAACAAUAACACAGAUACCCGCUCGGCCUUCGUCGUUUCCUAACUGUCAUGAGGGCAUUAGACCGAGCGGCAGACCCCCGCGUUACUGUGGAGCCCGACAACCUCCAGAUUCUUUUCUCCAUCUCGGAUAUAAAAACAAAAUGUGCCUAAUAACCUGCCAGCGCCUUUGCUUUGUGUCACCAUCAGCUCAGUGAGAACGGUAACACAGUUGGGACUGAUGUUUUCUUUUCAUUUGCUUUUACGCUUCUGGAGUGAAAGA
This is a messenger RNA of Thalassophryne amazonica, 1500 nucleotides long. Its product is annotated as POU domain, class 3, transcription factor 4-like. The record is from RefSeq and is a predicted model, not a curated record. Gene Ontology annotation, molecular function: RNA polymerase II cis-regulatory region sequence-specific DNA binding; DNA-binding transcription factor activity, RNA polymerase II-specific. NCBI's taxonomy places the organism in Eukaryota, Metazoa, Chordata, Actinopteri, Batrachoidiformes, Batrachoididae. Gene Ontology annotation, biological process: regulation of transcription by RNA polymerase II; brain development. The transcript has a single exon. Gene Ontology annotation, cellular component: nucleus. Bases 90 to 1181 code for a protein of 363 amino acids.